CAGGCGCCAUCUUGUUUUACCUCAGUAACAACAAACCUGAGGCAGAAGCCUCUCAAUGAGCCGGUUGUGCUGAAAUCUGAUCAAAACGUCAGAUUUUCCAGGUGUUAUUAGUAAAAUUAAGUGUUAUUCUGGUAAAAAUGGAGGUUGAAGAAGGCAGUGCGGCUCAUAAGCGGCGGGUUCACGGGCUCCUGCAGCUUUAUUACGGCCUGAGUGAGGAGGGGAAAGCGGAGCAGACCGAGUCCGCGGAUCCGUGUGACAUCAACGGGCCCCAUUUCGACCCGGAGCUCUACCUCAACAAGAUGAGAAAGGAGUGUUCUCUGGCGGAGCUGAUGGAUCAAGAGAGCUGUAUGGUGAAACAGAUCCGCUCUCUGGACAGUGACAUGCAGACGUUGGUCUAUGAAAACUACAACAAGUUUAUUUCUGCUACCGACACGAUCAGGAAAAUGAAGAACGACUUUAAGAAGAUGGAGGAUGAGAUGGACUGUCUCUCGGCCAAUAUGGCCGCCAUCACCGAGUUCAGCGCCAAGAUCAGCAGCACACUGCAGGGUCAACACACACAGAUCACCAAACUGUCAGGUGUGCACUCUCUGGUGCGUAAGCUGCAGUUCCUGUUCGAAUUCCCGGCCUGGUUGAGGAGGUGUGUUGAGUGUGGUGAGUUUGGGCGAGCCGUCAGUGCUCAGAAGAGAGCUCGCUGCGUCCUCAACCACUAUAACAACAUCACCUCGUUCAGGGGCAUCCAGGACGAGUGCAACACCAUCAUGCUGGAAUUAACACUGCACCUGAGGGACAGGUUUAGUGACAGCAGUGCGAGUGCUAAGGAGCUGUCCGAGUGUGUGGAGUUGCUGCUGCAGCUGGACGAACCGGCCGAGGAGCUCUGUGACAAAUUUCUAAGCCAUGCCCAUUCUAAGAAGGAGGCGGAUCUGCAGGCCUUAGAGGCGGAGCUUAGCGAUUCCAGACCGAGCGUGACCCCAGUGUCUCCGGUGUCCGAGUCGAACCCUUUCCUGUCUCCCGCCGGCAGGAUGGACAUCCUGGAGUUCAUUGAUCGAGGCUGUAACGAGUUUGUCAGUGAUCUGUGUUUAGUUAUCGCUUCCUAUCAGGAGUUAUUUAUUACCCGUCCACAGGGGGGCAACCACGCCCCCAAGCACCUCCCUCAGAUGGCCAAUCAGAAGCUGCAGCAGUUUGUGGACACUUUAGCAGGCAGGUAUUUCAGGAUAGUGGAGCGCAGGAUACAGGAGGAGAAAGGCGUAGGGGACAAUUCCCUCCUGGUGAGAGCGCUGGAUCGUUUCCAUCGCCGCCUCCAGGCUGUGUCCAAACUGCUUCCGGGGUCAGAGGUCGCAAGCCGUGGGACCGACAUCGUUAUUAAUGCGGCACGAGAGCGAAUCAAACAGUACCUGUGCGCGUUACAGAACUUCUACCUGGAUAGCCUGACCGACGUUAGGCAGGCCCUUGCUGCGCCACGCGUCACAGUGGGUGGAGCUAGUGGAGCAGGCAGUUCUGCUGCCAAAGAGGCCCCACCCACCCUGCCAGAGCUCCUGACGUCACUGUCGAACUCCAUUCUCAAUCAGAUCAAAUCAGUGUUAGUGUCUGUGCACCUGUUCACCGCUAAAGACAUCACCUUCUCCAACAAACCCUACUUCAAGGGGGAGUUCUGCAGUCAGGGUGUGAGAGAGGGGCUCAUUGUGAGCUUCAUUAAGUUUAUCUGUCAGACAUCACGUCAGUUCUGUGAGAGCGCAGGUGACCGGAGCAGCUCAACGCCUCCCACUUUACUGCUGCUGCUGUCACGCCUCUGCCUCGACUACGACACCUCCACCAUCUCCUACAUCCUCACACUGACCGACGAGCAGUUCCUCACACAGCUUCAUUCUCCGGUAACUACAGUGACGACUCUGUGUGCUGAGGCCCGAGAGGCAGCACAGAAACUCCUCAACCACUAUGUCAAGGUUCAGGGUCUAAUCAUCUCUCAGAUGUUGAGGAAGAGUGUGGAGACACGGGACUGGGUGAACACCAUCGAGCCGCGGAAUGUCCGUGCAGUCAUGAAGAGAGUGGUGGAGGACACGACGGCUAUCGACGUCCAGGUGGGCUUGCUAUAUGAGGAGGGGGUGAGGAAAGCCCACAGCAGUGACUCCAGUAAACGCACGUUCUCUGUCUACAGCAGCUCCAGACAACAGCUACGUUACGCCCCCAGUUACACACCCAGUGCUCCGAUGGACACUAACCUGCUCAGUAACAUCCACAAGCUUUUCUCUGAGAGAAUCGACAUCUUCAGCCCUGUCGAGUUCAACAAGGUGUCUGUGUUGACAGGGAUAGUGAAGAUCAGUCUGAAGUCUCUGGUGGAGUGUGUGCGUGUGCGCUCGUUUGGUCGGUUCGGGUUGCAGCAGGUGCAGGUGGACUGUCACUACCUGCAGCUCUACCUGUGGCGCUUUGUCUCAGAUGAGAACCUCGUCCACUUCCUGCUGGAUGAGAUCGUGAGCAGCACAGCGCACCGCUGCAUAGAGCCGGUCCCCAUGGAGCAAAGUGUCAUCGAGCUCAUCUGUGAGAGGGGGUAGAGCUGAGGGGCAGAGUGCUGGGGGGUGGGGUGUGAUGUGUGUAAGUGAUAGCUGUGUGUAGCUCGUCUCGGCUGUUUGUGAACAGUAAUAUGUAACAUAAUGUAAUAUUGAAUUGAAGCUGUGUGUGAGUGUGAUAUUCUGGGACUCGGGUUAAAACACUUUUCUUUCUCUUAUUUGUUUUCUCCAAAUCCGUGAAUGAACAUUAGUGAGCAUUAAAGUAUUUACCUGAUUAAAUAAAUAAUAAUGAAAUGAAUUAUAAAUAAAGUCCCUCUCAUUA
This is a messenger RNA of Ictalurus punctatus (channel catfish), 2823 nucleotides long. It is a transcript of the gene vps51, whose product is annotated as VPS51 subunit of GARP complex. Bases 138 to 2546 code for a protein of 802 amino acids. The transcript has 11 exons. The record is from RefSeq and is a predicted model, not a curated record. Gene Ontology annotation, cellular component: EARP complex; GARP complex; membrane. Gene Ontology annotation, biological process: Golgi organization; Golgi vesicle transport; lysosomal transport. Lineage: Eukaryota; Metazoa; Chordata; Actinopteri; Siluriformes; Ictaluridae.